Messenger RNA from Neomonachus schauinslandi (Hawaiian monk seal), 1187 nucleotides. RefSeq names its product growth differentiation factor 3 (gene GDF3). Gene Ontology annotation, molecular function: cytokine activity; growth factor activity. Gene Ontology annotation, cellular component: extracellular region. The transcript has 2 exons. Gene Ontology annotation, biological process: BMP signaling pathway; SMAD protein signal transduction. The coding region runs from base 5 to 1102 and encodes 365 amino acids. The record is from RefSeq and is a predicted model, not a curated record. NCBI's taxonomy places the organism in Eukaryota, Metazoa, Chordata, Mammalia, Carnivora, Phocidae.
GGCCAUGAUUCCUUUCCUGACUGCCUUGACUUUCCGCCUCUUGGUCACUGUGGCUAUGGGCCAGACAUUCCAAUUUCAAGAACAUGUCUUUCUCCAAUUUCUGGGCUUAAACAAAGUGCCUUCACCCCAGAAGUUCCAACCUGUGCCUUCUGUUUUGAAGAAAAUUUUCCGGGAUCAAGAGGCAGCGGCAACCAGUGGGGACUCCCGAGAUUUAUGCUACAUAAAGGAUCUUGGUAUCCGUGGGAACAUACUGCGACUUCUCCUGGAUCAAGGUCUCUUUCUUUACUCCGAGAAGCUCCCUCAAGCCUCCUCCUGCCUACAGAAGCAGCUCUACUUUAACCUGUCCGCCAUUCAAGAUAAGGAGCAGUUAACAAUGGCCCAGCUGGGCCUGGAUUUGGGGCCCAACACUUACUAUGAGCAGGGACCGGAACUGGAGUUGGCUCUGUCCCUGGUUCAGGAGCCUCAUGUGUGGGGCCAGUCCAUCCCCAAACCAGGUAAAAUGCUUGUGUUACAGUCAGUACCAUGGCCUCAAGGUGUUGUGCAUUUCAACCUGCUGGAUGUGGCUAAGGAUUGGAAGAGCAAGCCCCAGAAGAACUUAGGUUUGUUGCUAGAGAUACUGGUCAAGGGGACCAGAGACGGGGGGGGGAGUUUUCAGCUUCAGGACACCUGUGCCAGACUGAGACAGUCCCUCCAUGCUUCCCUGCUGGUGGUGAGUCUCAACCCUGAGCCAUGCCACCCUUCAUCCCGAAGAAGGAGGGAGGCCGUUCGUGCCCCUGAGGCUUCUUGCAGUAGCCUCUGCCUUCGUCACCAGCUCUUCAUCAACUUCCAGGACUUAGGUUGGCACAAGUGGAUUAUUGCCCCCAAAGGGUUCAUGGCAAACUAUUGCCAUGGAGACUGUCCUUUCUCGAUGACCACCUCCCUCAACGGUUCCAAUUAUGCUUUCAUGCAAGCACUGAUGCGUGCAGUUGACCCAGAGAUCCCCCAGGCCGUCUGUAUCCCCACCAAGCUGUCCCCCAUUUCCAUGCUCUAUCAGGACAAUGAUGACAAUGUCAUUUUACGACAUUAUGAAGACAUGGUGGUUGACGAAUGUGGAUGUGGGUAGGCUGUUAGAAAUAGGAGGGGUGUUCUUAGAGUAAACCUUCUAAUAAAACUAGCAACGUGGUUUAUGACUUCUUGGAUCUGAAAUA